Dothidotthia symphoricarpi CBS 119687 is the source of this 588-nucleotide messenger RNA. RefSeq lists its product as uncharacterized. The transcript has a single exon. The record is from RefSeq and is a predicted model, not a curated record. Bases 1 to 588 code for a protein of 195 amino acids. Lineage: Eukaryota; Fungi; Ascomycota; Dothideomycetes; Pleosporales; Dothidotthiaceae.
AUGAAGCAUGGAAAUUUCUAUGUUACGACGCCGACUUAUGGUACACUUGCUGCCCGACUACCUAGCCCAACUAUCUCACGCGCCAAGGUGGAUCGAACAGCGGUAGCUGGCCAUCUAGGUUUUAGGCUCAAGCGAAGAAAGUUGCCGUUGCCGCCCAAUCCUGAUGUGCAAACCCUUGCUCUUGAUCCACCAUUCCAACUCUUUCGCUGCAGUCACCGGAAGCCGAUCCUCAGCAUGGACACACCGGUGACUCUCAACAUACAAUUCAUCGAUCUCGUCUCCACCUCAUUAACGCACGCCACAAGGAGAGAUAGACCGACGCCUGCGCCGGUGCCUCUGUCCCAGCAUGAUACAUUCCGAUCGCAAAAAGCAACCAUAGAUCCAAAUCCCAGAGCUCUCGUGAUUUUCUUGCGGAUGUGCGAUGCCCAACUUUUCGUCGUGAACUGGAACGUCAAGUCUCUGUUGCCAAUGUUCCCCUUGGUCCGCCCCCAAUGCCCUAAAAUCCGAAUUGAAAAAGAAGCCGAAAACUGGCGGCAAUGCAAAAAUCGCGAUACAAAACAAAGUACAGUAGAAUCAGAAUACAAGUAA